GCUAUGAGUCCUAUCGGUGAUGCCUUCCGCAAUCGACUGCGCAUGUUUCCUUCACUGAUAAACUGCUGUACCAUUGAUUGGUUCCAGACAUGGCCAACUGAUGCUUUAGAGAUGGUGGCCAACAAGUUCUUGGAAGAUGUGGACCUUGAUGAUGACAUUAGGAAAGAGGUUGUUUCCAUGUGCAAAUAUUUCCAAGAAAGCGUCAAGGAGCUGUCAGACAGUUACUACAAUACACUGCGCCGACACACAACUAUGUCACCCCAACCUCAUACCUGGAGCUGAUCCUGACUUUCAAGACUUUACUAAACAGCAAGCGUUAUGAGGUGGACACCAUGAGGAACCGAUACCUCGUUGGUCUCGAAAAACUAGAAUUUGCAUCAUCACAAGUUUCAGUUAUGCAGAAAGAG
Molecule: messenger RNA, 407 nt
Organism: Staurois parvus
Lineage: Eukaryota; Metazoa; Chordata; Amphibia; Anura; Ranidae
Source: the annotation of a GenBank genome assembly